Molecule: messenger RNA, 2784 nt
Organism: Chiloscyllium plagiosum (whitespotted bambooshark)
Lineage: Eukaryota; Metazoa; Chordata; Chondrichthyes; Orectolobiformes; Hemiscylliidae
Gene: dnajb11
Product: DnaJ heat shock protein family (Hsp40) member B11
Biological process (GO): protein folding; protein maturation
Cellular component (GO): endoplasmic reticulum
Molecular function (GO): misfolded protein binding
Source: RefSeq, a predicted model, not a curated record
AAAUGUGUGUCGGUGCGAAUGCAAACGAAUGAGAAGGUCUAGUAGCCGGACUAAAAGGCUUGGACUCCUCCCUCCUGAAAGCGUCAGGCAUGAGGAAGCCAGGCUGCCUCUGCCGGUAGUUGCCGCUCACUAGCUCGUAGCGAGCAACGUGGAGAGCGGAGCCAAAACAUUAAAAAAAAGAACAAGAGGAAAAGUGUGCAGCAUGGCGGCGGGUGUGCGCUCUGUGUGUAUUGUACUGCUGUGUCUGAGCGGAGAGGUGCUGACAGGGCGGGAUUUCUACAAGAUUCUGGGGGUAUCCAAAAGCGCCUCGGUGAAGGAUAUCAAGAAGGCUUACCGCAAGCUGGCACUGCAGCUACACCCCGACAGAAACCCCGACGACCCGGCAGCGCAGGAUAAGUUCCAGGAUUUGGGGGCUGCUUAUGAGGUUUUGUCUGAUGAAGAGAAGAGGAAACAAUAUGACAUGUAUGGUGAAGAGGGUUUAAAGGAAGGUCGUCAAGGUUCCCAUGAUGACAUAUUUUCACACUUCUUUGGAGAUUUUGGUUUUAUGUUUGGAGGCGGCCCACGGCAUCAAGACCGGAACAUUCCUCGAGGAAGUGACAUUAUUGUGGACCUUGAAGUUACACUUGAAGAAGUGUAUUCAGGAAACUUUGUGGAAGUUGUAAGAAACAAGCCAGUGGCAAAGCAAGCUCCUGGAAAGAGGAAAUGCAACUGCAGGCAGGAAAUGAGAACCACACAAUUAGGCCCUGGAAGAUUCCAGAUGACCCAGGAAAUGGUUUGUGAUGAGUGUCCCAAUGUUAAGCUUGUAAAUGAGGAGAGGACACUUGAAGUGGAGAUAGAACCUGGUGUUCGGGAUGGAAUGGAAUAUCCUUUCAUUGGAGAAGGUGAACCUCACAUAGAUGGAGAACCUGGAGAUCUGAAAUUCAGAAUCAAGGUUUUAAAGCACCCAAUAUUUGAGAGACGUGGUGAUGAUCUCUAUACUAAUGUCACAAUUUCAUUAGUGGAAGCACUGAUCGGUUUUGAAAUGGUUAUCUCUCAUUUGGAUGGUCACAAGGUCCAAAUAGUUAGAGACAAGAUUACAAAGCCAGGUGCAAAAGUAUGGAAAAAAGGAGAAGGUUUGCCAAACUUUGACAACAACAAUAUUAGAGGUUCACUCAUAAUAACAUUUGAUGUAGACUUCCCCAGGGAACAACUUACUGGUGAUCAGAAGGAAGGUAUAAAGCAGCUGCUUAAACAAGGACCAGUGAAGAAAGUGUACAAUGGACUUCAGGGAUAUUGAUGAAAACACAACAGACUUCCAUGUGAUACUGAAAAUUUAACUAUUUAUUAUGAGGUUUCUAAUGUUGACUGUAUUUUUUCGGGUUGGAAAGGAAUUGCUAACCUUUUGAAAAACUGAAAUCUCUAUGUUUGAUUCUUAGCAACACAAGAUGUUUUUUGAAAUUUUUAUUUUGACCCUUGUUCAAUUUUGUGCCCUGGCCCCAGCCAAGGUUGCUUCUGGCCAGAACAGCAAAAUAUGUUUGCAUUUUAAGAUGAUUAGAUAUAUUUCAGUUUUUAUGUUCUAAACUGAAAAGGCAACAGGUAAACAUCUCUAUAUCUUUAACCAUGUUCUGCUACUUGUAAAUUAAGUAUUAUGGUAAUUCAGUUUUGAAUGUCUCAAGAAACAAGUGUAUUGAUUUCAGUGCAAUGUCAAACUUUGUAAAAAUUGUUCAGAAGAACUUUCAAUUUGACUUGUUAUUUUUGAGAUCUGUGGGGGCCAAAUAUUGCUUCAGUGGUCAAAACAAUUUGGUCUCUGUAAUUUCUGAAUAUGAAGAAUACACCAUAAGUUUGCUCAGAUAUAUAUAAUUUGAUUUUAAUUUGUCACUUGAGCUGUAAAUUGACAUUGAAGUUUUGAAAGGAAGGCAGUUUAAAAAUGACUUGGUGCACAGUACAUUGUCAAGUGGAAAGUUAAACAGUAAACAACAUUGUUAUAAGGUGCAAUUCAUCAGCUAAAAUUGAUUGGGAAGAAAAUGCAUCUUGUUGUAGAUAGCAAGACCUAUGCAUUUCAUUUUUUGCAUUUGUUUCAAUUGAAGGAUUGGAGUACUGACAUCUAUCAUUUCAAAUUAAAUGCAACAAAAUAUGUUGAAUGUGUGAAACACAGUGGAUUCUAGCAUAGUUCUUCCAAAUUAGAAAAAUACUAAUUCAUGUGAUCUCUACGGAUACUGAGGAAUUUUUAAAGCAGCAAUUAAUAUUUUUUCUCAACUGUACCCAUUCUAAAACAAUGAGAAAAUGACACAAUUAUAUAGAUUGCACAUUUCAAUGCUAUAGUUGGGAUAGAAAGAUCCUUCAGUCAGAGUUAGUUUGGUUAUAGCAUUGUAGUAAAGGACCAGGUGCGCUGCAUGCAAGGAUAAAUACAGUCUAACUGUAUUUUCAUGUAAUACUCCAUUUAUUGUGUUAAACCUAAACAAAACAGUAUCUUUUCAUUUAAUUGAAACAUGCAAGCAAUUGUUUUUAGCAUCCUGUUUUCAUAGUCUGGGAUUACAAAAUAUUGAUCUGCUACUGGAUCAGUAAAGUGCUGUAUGUUGCUGUUCAAUGUUUUUCAAAAAAAUUGUAUUUGUGCACUUCGAAAUUGAGUUAAUAGUUUUCUUAACUUCUGCUAUUCAAGGUUUGAUUGUUUUUCUCGUUAAUUCAUAGUACCAAACAAAAAUGCAACAAAGUUUUAAUUUGAAAAGGUUUGAUGUGAAAAGCAGACAUUGUUUUAGAAGGAACAUUUUUGUAUAUAUAGCUAAAUAAAAAAAAUUAGUUGAGGCA